This is a messenger RNA of Cryptomeria japonica (Japanese cedar), 2884 nucleotides long. RefSeq lists its product as uncharacterized. Lineage: Eukaryota; Viridiplantae; Streptophyta; Pinopsida; Cupressales; Cupressaceae. Bases 404 to 2779 code for a protein of 791 amino acids. The transcript has 10 exons. The record is from RefSeq and is a predicted model, not a curated record.
CAGUUUGCAAGCAAAUUCAAAUCAUUGCAGAACAAGGAAAUGAUCAACCAGCUACAUCUGACAAUCUGGGAAGAAGUGACUUUGCGUACGGACUUGCCGCAUUGCUCUUGAACCCUUAUUUAAAACCUCCUAUUACGGUGGGUAUCUCUGGUAGCUGGGGUAUGGGAAAAUCAAGCCUGAUGAUACAGACAGAGGGCAUUUUGUUGAAGACAGCUGCACAACUAGCACUACUGCCAUCUGAAACAACAAGUUCCAGUCUUCCGGGCAUUCAAGUUUUGGAACUAUCAGAAAAGGGUGAAAAGAAAUACCAAGAAAUCAAGGCAACUGUGGACUUACUCCACAAGAGAAAAAAUUCCAAAAAAAAUUAUUUUUGGCUUUCAAGCAUAAGAUCAGUAAAUAUUGGAUGAAUGUAACAAAUAAGAAAAAUCCCACCGAAGAAAAGAAAGGAGACUCACUUUCUAAGUUUUUAAACAAGUACGAGGCUGAACAUCAUCACAUAUUUAAAUCGCUAGCUGCUAUGGAUAGCAGUUACAUGUUCAGAGCAAAAGAUCAGCAAUCACAGUCGAAAGCUGAUUCUCUAAUAGAGGGAAGUGUGCCUGCUAUUUUAACUAUCCGAUACAAUGCAUGGAAAUACAGAAAUGAAUCAGAAGCAUUGGCAGGAAUGGCAGUGGAAAUAACAAAAGAAAUGGAAGGAAUAAUGACAAAUGCUCAAUUGUUGGGCACAUGUUUGAGAAAUACUUGGAGAAAGCAGAAACAGGCUAUCUGGAUUGAAAUUCUUUUUCCAUGUCUCCUUGUCGUUCUAUUAGCAGUCUCAUUUACCUGGAUUGUAUGGCUUCUGCUGGAUAAGUACAAGAUCAAAGAAUCAGUAGAGCUAAAAUAUGCAUCUUUGCCUCUAACUGUUGUCGUUAUGGUAUGGACUCUGGUAAGGAAAGUGAUGAGCACUGUAAAUCCUGUGAGUGUUCAGUUAAUAAAUUAUAUGAAACUUCCAGACCAUACUGAAAAGCUUGGCUAUCAAGAACGGGUAAUAUCUGAUAUCACUUUCUUGAAAGAAGAAAUUCGCAAAAGACCGUAUUUCUUGUGCACUGUUGCUUGCUACAUUUGGCGUUUCAUAACAGGAUCUUGUAUAUCAAUGCUAUCGUCAAAAUACAGUGGAGAGAUAUUGGCCAGUCCAAUACCAAGUGCUAAUCUAAGAACUAUUGUAUUUGUUGAUGAUAUUGACAGGUGUCAAGAAUCUGUCAUUCUUCAGGUUUUAUCGGCUAUUAAUCUUGUAUUAGCUGUCUGCCAAAUCAGUGUCGUUCUAGGAAUGGAUAAGGCCUUGAUCCAACGGGCCAUAAUGAAGAAGCAUGGAGAUAAAUCCUUGAAAAAUAGUAGGCAGUUGGCAGAUAAGUAUUUACAAAAGAUAAUACAACUUACACUAGACCUACCUGACCCCAGUCAAAUCGAAUCAAAAAAGUUUUUACAUCGACACUUGGGAGUGUUCCAAGAAGAAAAUAAGGAAGGUCACUCAGAAUCAGAAACAUAUGUGGAAGAUGAUUCCAUACAAGAAAUACAUGAAGCUUAUUAUAAAGCUUUAUUUACUCAACUUGGAAUUCUAGAUGAAUCGGAUCGUGAUUUUGAACAAUUGCUUGGCUCAGUGAUUCCAGAAGCUAGUGCUUCAGCAGACACAAGACAACCUGUACCAGGAUCACAGAAAGAUGAUACAAAUCAUUUAGCCAUAAGUGUGGGGGGACAUUCAACUGAAACAAAUGCUAGUAGCUCACGACAAACCGGUCCCUUUCAAACCUUACGGCAAAGAAUAGUGAAGGUUGCAGCAGGAAUCCAGUGCAUCAAUCUUUUUAAAACCAGUCGCGUUCAAACGAAUCAUUGGACAGAAGAUCCCGAAGACGUAAAUGAAGCUGGAGGUGACCAGCGUUUGAACGACUUAAUUCCUAUAAGGCAGAUGCUUUUCAUGUCAUACAGUAAAGGGGAGCAAAAUGCGUUUGAUUAUUUUCGAGAAAUGGCUACAGAUAACCGAAAAUUGCCUCGAGAGUGGAAGUGUCUGUUGAACUAUCAUCGAUUGGUGUGGAACAUCAUUUUGAUAAACAAUGAAGCCAGGGAUUUGGAUGGGUGGCAGGUUCAGUUGAUUACAUGGAUAUUUAUAUGUUGGGAGUGGGAGGAAAAUAUAAAUAUCAUUAUACAGAACUGGGACAGGCUUCGCGAUCUCGAAGAAGAUAAAUCUUCACUACGGAUGAUUGUGGAUCAUUUUAUUAAAAAUGAAAGCUUCAGUAUUGCAGAUGAUAAAAAUGAGAAAAAAAGAGAUACAGCUGAAGCCCCAGAGAGUUCUGUAAAGAAAGAUACAGUGCCACAAAAUUUGGAAGGAGAAAAGGAAGAGAAUAGAGUUUCUACGAACAAAGAGAUUCCUGAAAGCAGCAACUUGGAACCCUCCAAAUCGGAAGUUUCUGUAGAUCAGACGAGUGAAGUGACAGAGUCCCAGGAAAAUGUCCUCAAAAAAGAAAUGAUAGACCGAUUGGAUAGAAAUGAGACGCUGCUGGCAGAACUGAAAGAGCAGCUGGAUUCGAUAGUCAACCAACGACAGAUCUGGUGGAUUGAGAACAACGCCCAGGAAAAGAAAUUGAAUUUAGAAAGUUGGGGGAAAUUGAAAUUUGCAUUAGAGAGAUAUGAUGUGUCAAUGGAAGGGAUACAAGCUUUUCAAAGGUUUAGAUUUUACUGUGUGGCUGGGUAUCUCCCAUGGCCACUGCCUGAUAUGAAAAGUGCACAAGUCUUGAAAUGGAAACGUUAAACUAGUGACUUUAGCCGCUAGUAAAUGGUGAUUCAAGCUCAUUUGAUAGCAUUUAAUGGACGAUUUAUUGAUUUUGGUGGACCUUUUUCCCGUUCUCUAAUCUUG